UUUUUGGAUCCAUUGACACUAUAUGGAUACACAGUAUUUGGGAUUCCAGCCAACUGACUGCUGCCGUGUAUUGGAGGGGGUUCGGUUGAACCGGUUUACUUUUUUAAAUACUGGCGACUCUCCGUGCAGUGUAGAGGUACGUUGUUAUUGUGGAGCUGCAGCCGUUCACAUGAACAGACUGCCAUGCUAGCUCCGCUAGCUCUGUCGCUCGACAGUCCCUCACUGAGCAGGCUUGACAGCAUCUGCAAGGUUAGCUCUAUGCGGUCACUCGGCUAGCCUCUGACCGGCAUCAUCGAGCGUCAUGCUAACUUAAAUAUACGUGUUAAUGUAUUCUCACCACGUAAAUUAGUCAUUUAGAGGUAGAACAAUGAUUGUAAGGAGUGACUGACGCUGUGUGCAACAAUAUGUCACCAGGAGCGACAGUCGAGUUUACCACACUUGAAACGUAGUUGAAGUAGUUUGAGCAGUUUAAAAAAAAAUACACGCUUAAGUUGUGUGUUGUAGUGACAGCACAGCUCUAAAGAUGAAGUGUAGUUAUUAUAGUGUAGUAACAGCUUUGUCAUUACCGUAACGUCACACACCUGGGGGGCUUUUCAGUACCAGGAAGUGGAAUUGAACAGUGCAACUCUGCAUAGUAAAGUAGUUUGUUUUAAUUAUUCUGCUAACAUAUUUUUUGUAAUUUAAUAUGUCCAUGACACCACAUGCACACAUACCAACACACAUACAUCCUCCCAUCUACUCUCUCACACACACGCACGCGCGCACGCACACAGCCAUGUCUCCAUCAGUACCCCUGCAGGAGAUGAUCCGGGCCAUCAGGUCAGCGAGGACGCAGUGUGAGGAGCGAGGUGUCAUCCAGAGGGAGUGCGCGGCCAUCCGGGCGCAGUUCAGACAAGCGGACAACGGGGGGCGAUCGCACAACCUGGCCAAGCUGCUCUAUGUGCACAUGUUGGGCUACCCCGCUCACUUUGGUCAGAUGGAGUGUGUUCGGAUGAUAGCCAGCCCUCGCUACAGCGAGAAGCGUGUGGGAUACCUCGGAGCAAUGAUGCUGCUGGAUGAGAAGCAGGAUGCCAGCUUGCUCAUCACCAACUCCAUCAAGAAUGACCUAGCCCACAGCAACCAGUAUGUGCAGUCUCUGGCUCUGUGCACGCUGGCCUGUAUGGGCUCAGCUGAGAUGUGCAGAGAUCUGGCACCAGAGAUCGACCGGCUGCUCCGAGCAUCCAACUCCUACAUCAAGAAGAAGGCUGCUCUCUGUGCUGUUCACAUCGUGAGAAAAGUCCACGAGCUGGGGGAGCUUUUUGCGCCCGCCGCUCGCUCGCUCCUCUCUGAGAAGAACCACGGUGUGUUGCACGGUGCCGUGGUGCUCAUCAUUGAGCUGUGUGAGCGCAAUCCAGAAACACUGGAGCGGUUCAGAAAGACGGUACCGGAUCUGGUUCAGAUCAUGAAAGGUCUGGUCCUGUCGGGUUAUUCUCCAGAACACGACGUGUCAGGAAUCAGCGAUCCCUUCCUGCAGGUGCGCAUCUUGAGACUGCUGAGAAUCCUCGGCCGCAACAACGAAGGAGCCAGUGACGCAAUGAACGACCUGCUAGCCCAGGUGGCGACCAACACUGACAGCACUAAGACUGUGGGCAACGCGGUGCUGUAUGAGACUGUUCUCACCGUGCUGGACAUCAAGUCAGAGAGCGGCCUCAGGGUUCUGGCUGUGAACAUCCUGGGAAGAUUCCUCCUGAACAACGACAGGAACAUUCGCUACAUUGCCAUGACGUCUCUUCAAAAGAUCGUUGGGACGGACCACAAUGCAGUGCAGCGCCACCGGGGAACCAUAGUGGACUGCCUGAAGGACCAGGACGCGUCCGUCAAGCGCCGCUCGUUGGAGCUCUCCCUGGCGCUGGUGUCGGCCUCCAACAUCCGCUCCAUGAUGAAGGAGCUGCUCCUCUUCCUCUCCUCCUGCCCCCCUGAGCUCAGGUCGCAUGCUGCCAGCGGCAUCUUCAACGCCGCAGAGAGGUAUGCUCCCUCCCAGCGCUGGCACAUUGACACCAUGCUGCAUGUCCUCAUCACGGCAGGGGGCGACGUGAGAGACGAGACGGUGCCCAACUUGAUCCAGCUCAUCACCAACGCCUCAGAGCUGCACUGUUACACCGUCCACAAGCUCUACCGCGCUCUGGUCUCGGACAUCUCUCAGCAAUCGCUGGUGCAGGUGGCGUGCUGGUGUAUCGGAGAGUAUGGAGACCUGCUGCUGAGAGGAGACUGUCAGGAGACCGAGCCUGUUCAGGUCACCGAGGACGACGCCCUGGACGCCUUGGAAACGGUCCUGCAGUCGCACAUGUCGUCGCCGGUGACCAGAGGCUUUGCUCUCACCGCCACCAUGAAACUGAGCACGCGGAUCACGGACAACGUGGAUCGCAUCAGAAGCAUCGUCAGCAUCUACGGCAGCUGUAUAGAUGUGGAGCUCCAGCAGAGGGCAGUUGAAUACAAUGCUCUGUUCAAAAAAUAUGACCACAUGAGGGCAGCAGUGCUGGAGAGGAUGCCUGUGAUCGAGAAGAACUCCCCGGGUCAUACCAACGGAGAGUUCACAGGGGAGGCCAUCAGGGACAUCCCGACAGCCAAAAUCAAGCAGGGAGAGCUGCCGCUGCUGCCGCAGCAGCCUGCUAACCAGGUGUGUGAUCUCCUGGGCCUGCUGGGCGGCUCUGAGGAGACUCUGCAGCCCAGCCCAGCACCCGGCCUGUCCAUCAAUGCAGCUAGCACUGCCGGAGGAGACCUCCUGGAUCUGCUGGGAGGGUUAGAGCCUGCAUUGCUAGCACCAGCUCCCGCGGUGCCGGUGUAUGAGAAAGGCGGCGUGACUUUGACACUAAGCUGUGAGAAACAGUCAGACACGGGCCUGACGGUCACACUGACAGCCUCCAACUCCACCGACUCAGACAUCAGCAGCUUCACCCUGCAGGCUGCGGUGCCCAAGAGUGUCCAGUUACACAUGAAGGCUCCCAGUGGGGACUAUCUUCCUGCACGAGGCACAGCUAAGGUGAUCCAGAUGGUGGUCCUCAACAACCCAAACAAGGUGAACCUGAAGAUGAGGGUCCGCAUAUCUUACACCCGCCAAGCAUCGGCCUUUCAGGACACGGUCCAGAUCGACUCGUUCCCCGGACUCGAUGCCGCCGGCCACUGACAGCGGACAUUCCCUCACAUGGGACUAUGACAACAGCCUGUGGAUGAGUCAGCAGGCAUCGCCCCUCACUGACCACGUUUUUUUUUUCUGCUGUCACACCCUCUACACUAAAACAUCCAAGCUGCUGCUUCUGAAAUUCCUGAUUUUGUUUUGAAGAACACUUUUCUUUCACAUGAAUUCAUAGUUCGCCCCUCCUCUGGAGUCCAAGUGUAAAUGUGACUGAUGGUGUUAUUUAAUAUGGCAAAGAGUUUGGAAUGUGCCCUUAUAAUAUACUAAAAUAUGAAGUAAUGACUUUUCUGCCCGUAGAACUUUGUACCAUCCAGGUUCUUUUUUGUUUCAACUACUACAGCUGAUUGUAGUUGUUUAACUUCAUGAAGAUGUAUUUUUACGGCCAAGUGUCCUCCCAUAGCACUCGUGUUUAUUCCCUUUUAAAGUGAUUUCCUUUACCAGCCUCACCUUGUUGAAAAGCAGCUAAUCACUUACUAAUGAACCAUUACUAUUAUGAAAUGCUCUAAUCCGGUACACUUGAUUUUACUGGCAAACGACGGGAUGUGAAUUUGAGAUUGAUGGGUGUCGGAUUUUAAACACAGCCUCAUGCGUUGCAUAUUUUUUCCUGCCUCAUUCAGCCGAACAGCUCAGAGAAUCCUCCUAAUUAGUUCUCCUGUGCCUUUCAUCCCCUCCACCUUUGAGCUUUUUCUCAUGUACAAAAAAAUGUAACUAGAUUUGGUUUUUAUCAUUACCAUUCAAGCUUGCUUCUGCCUACUGUUUACAGAGGCUCCGGAGUUAUUUUAUUUUCUGAAGACUGUAUAGCAGUACAAGAUGUAUAUUUCAGAUUUUAAGUAUGUAAGCACAAUUAGAUGAUAAAUCUUUGGAACACUCUUAAUACAACCCUUUGUUGUAGAAGGAAAACACUGUAAAAAAACAUUUUUAGAUGGAGCCGGUGUAUCGCAUCAGUAACGUGAUGACUCGUCUCUUGAUCACAGACCUGUUAAAAACACUCCAACAAUGGUGCUCUAAAUGGAUUUUCAUCUCUACCAAACUGUUUCAGAUUACUACCUUCACUAAGCUGUAAAGAAAAUAAGGUGUAUUAAGUCAGUUACGUAAAUUGUCUUACUAUCUUGUUUUGCAUCAUUUUCUAAAUUAAAAAACAAAUCAGUUUUCAGAAUCCUCA
Molecule: messenger RNA, 4334 nt
Organism: Anarrhichthys ocellatus (wolf-eel)
Lineage: Eukaryota; Metazoa; Chordata; Actinopteri; Perciformes; Anarhichadidae
Gene: ap1g2
Product: adaptor related protein complex 1 subunit gamma 2
Exons: 21
Coding region: 686-3163 (825 amino acids)
Biological process (GO): vesicle-mediated transport; intracellular protein transport
Cellular component (GO): Golgi apparatus; membrane coat; AP-1 adaptor complex
Source: RefSeq, a predicted model, not a curated record